Molecule: messenger RNA, 615 nt
Organism: Puccinia graminis f. sp. tritici CRL 75-36-700-3
Lineage: Eukaryota; Fungi; Basidiomycota; Pucciniomycetes; Pucciniales; Pucciniaceae
Exons: 4
Coding region: 1-615 (204 amino acids)
Source: RefSeq, a predicted model, not a curated record
AUGGUCGCUGAAGAGCUUGGAGACUGGAGUUGGUGUAAGCAUACUGAUGUCGCAACAGCUAAGGCCUGUGCUCCAAGUGCGCUUAGAGGAAGUACAGCAACUCGUCGGAUGCGAAAAGAAACCAACAGGUGCCUUCCGCGCCAAGAAGCCAACCUCAGGCCCUUCAACGCGAGGAACGGGCCUGUGCCAAGGCUUAAAGAUAUAUCACGAUCAAACUUUGUUAUAAUAACAGCCAGAUAUGUUAAUUUUGAUUUAGAGCCGAAAAAGCUAGAUUUCCCUGCAAAAAAUCUAGACUUUUUGGGUCUAAAUCGGAAACUGCGAGGCUCCCAGAUCCGACGGGAAGUCCUCCAUUAUAAAGAGACAAUUGCGGCACUCAAACCCAUCAUGUUCAUUGAAAGUAUCUAUUUAACUGCUUGCCUUGAGCAAGUACGCAAGACCGGCACCGAGCAGCACCCCCCGGGGGAAAAGACCAUCUAUGUAGCCCAGUGGGAACAGCACCGCCUGCAUAUAAAAACCGAAGGACCUCCCCCAACUACCACCACCACCACCCCCACCACAGUCCUCAAUAUCCCUGCCCAUCCCCUCCAUCAUCCUCAAGUGGAACCAAACAAAUAG